Sesamum indicum (sesame) is the source of this 1285-nucleotide messenger RNA. RefSeq lists its product as uncharacterized. The record is from RefSeq and is a predicted model, not a curated record. Gene Ontology annotation, biological process: protein refolding. Gene Ontology annotation, cellular component: cytoplasm. NCBI's taxonomy places the organism in Eukaryota, Viridiplantae, Streptophyta, Magnoliopsida, Lamiales, Pedaliaceae.
AAACAACUCAUACAAGUCGGAAACAAUUCCAACCGUUAACUUCCAGCCCCAGGCACCUAAACAGCAAAUCCAUGUCAUUGCCAAAAACCCACAACACCAACACGCAUGAAUUCAAGAACAUGCAUGGAUUUGCCCAUUCUUUGACAUCACCAUCAACUUUACCCCUAAAUUCAUUUCCCUUUCCCUCACUAAAAUCGACUUCUUCAGCAACCCUUUGCAGAAUCGGGUAUGGGCAUAAGAUCGAACGGUCCGUGUGCACAGCUCACGCCUUUUUACACAGUUACAGAAGAUAUUAUCACUACCGCAAGAAGAAGAUAGGAAAUUUUAGACGUUGCCAGGUUACAGCGAGUAGGAGGGAGUCCCCAUACGAAGUUCUGGGGGUGUCGCCUUCUGCUUCCACCAAAGAUAUCAAAAGGGCUUAUCGAAGACUUGCUCUUAAGUAUCAUCCUGAUGUAAACAAAGAGGCUGGUGCUCAGGAAAAAUUUAUGAGGAUUAAGCAAGCAUAUAAUACACUGCUGAACUCUAAAUCGAGAGGGAGAUAUGAUUCUGGGAAUCAGGGAUCUGAUUUUUCUUAUUCUGCAACUGGAAGUUACAAGACAAAUACUAGAGAAGCUGGAGAAGAGUUCUAUGGCUUUGGUAAUUUUUUGAGGGAUGUACAAAUAACACUAGAGGACUUCUUCAGAGAUCUUCAGGAAGAAUUUCGCAACUGGGAGACAAAUGCUGCUACACAAGGAAAGCCAAAGAGCUUGUGGGAAGAACUAGCGGAAAUUGGAGAAGAGUUUGUUGAGUUCUUAGAGAAAGAGCUGAACAUCACGGAUGCAGAGGCAGUUGAAAACAAUGAUGAUACAUCUUCAAAGGGAUAUGCAUCGUAUGGAACAAAGGAAGCUGCAACCGCUGAUCAGAAGAAGGCUGAUGAAGGGAGCAGCAUUGAUGACAAUAUAGAUGAGAUUGAAGCAGCCCUUGCGCAAUUAAAAAAGGAAUUGGGUCUCUAAGUGAGAGCAAGCUUCGAAAUCUUUAAGUAAGGAUGGAAAUGUGAAUAUGUGAAUGCUUCAGCCCCUCUUCACUUGGAAUGAUAUCUCAAGUUCAGUUAGCUCUUGAUAUUGCACAUGAGCAGCCUGCUAGCAUAGGGGCUACUGGAUCGCAGUGGUGUUGCAGAGUUCUUUUCUGUGUACGAUUUCACGUAGUUGUACCUUUUUUAAUCAUUUUGGUGGUGUUGUGUUUACCUUAAAUAUAUCUUCAGGAGAUUUCAAACAAGUAUAAAUACAUAAAUUUCUUAUUUGAGUGA